AGAAAAGAAACCUGUGUUCUUCUUUGUUUUCACCCACACACACCUCUGUUCUGCAGAGAGAUCCGUGCCUACUCCAUUCCUCUCUUCAAACUCACAUCACUUCACACACACACCAUUUUCUUCAACCCAGAUCUCACUACAACACCAACAACAAACAACUCCAAUUCAUUCCCUUUCACUUUUCACUUCUAAAUCUCUCUCUCUCUCUCUCUCUCAAAUCAUCAAUUCACUAUGCAACCAAAUGCCUCCUAAUCACAACCACCACAUCAAAUUCUCUCAUCACAACUCCUAUUCUCUCCUCAACGAAGAGAAAUGGUCUUUGGCAAAACCUCCGGCGGAAAAAGCAACCUCCGAAUCUCAUCUUCUCUUCAAGAUCUCACUUCUUACCGCCACCUCGAUCCUCAAGAUUCAAUCUCAGCCGUCAAUUCAAUUCACCCUCAACAACAACAACUCCUUCAGAACUCAACUUUCUCCAAAACUAAACCAAUCCAAACAUUAACCCCACCCCGUAAAAAAUGGGCCAGGCCAAUUACACUCUCCCUCUGUCUCCUCCUCUUCAUAAUAUUCCUUAUUUCAGCAAUCGUCGUUUAUAAUAACUCUCAUCAGAAUUCAGGUAAAUACUACGUCGUUUUGGAUUGUGGUAGCACCGGAACGCGUGUUUACGUUUACAAAGCUGAAAUUGAUCACACACUCACUCAAGAUACUUCUUUACCAAUUGUUGUUACUUCGUUAAGAAACGGUUUACAGAAAAAACCCGGUUCCCAAAGUGGUCGUGCUUACGAUCGAAUGGAAACUGAACCGGGUCUUGAUAAACUCGUUCACAAUGUAACCGGUUUGAAAACCGCUUUGAAACCGCUUCUUAAAUGGGCUAUGAAACAGAUUCCAGAAGCUUCUCAUAAAAGCACUUCGCUUUUUCUCUAUGCUACUGCUGGUGUUCGUAGGCUUCCCAAUGAGGAUUCAAAAUGGUUACUUGAUAAUGCUUGGAAUGUUCUUAAAGGUUCUGUUUUUGUUUGUAGAAAAGAUUGGGUUAAGAUUAUUACUGGUACUGAAGAAGCUUAUUAUGGUUGGAUUGCUUUGAAUUAUGAUAGUGGUAAUUUGGGUGUUAAACCUAGGAAAAAUACUUAUGGUGCACUUGAUUUAGGUGGUUCUUCUUUGCAGGUUACUUUUGAAGGUGAGGAUGAUCAACAACAUUUGAAUAGUGAAACUAGUUUGUAUGUUAGGAUUGGUUCUGUUAAUCAUCAUUUAACUGCUUAUUCUUUAGCUGGUUAUGGUCUUAAUGAGGCUUUUGAUAAAUCUGUUGCUUAUAUUUUUAAGAAAGAAAAAGUUGGUUUAGGAGGGAGUGUUAAACAUCCUUGUUUGCAAACUGGGUUUAGGAAUCAAUAUACGUGUUCCCGUUGUUCUUCGGGUGAGAAAGGAAAGGAAGGGGAGAGUCCUAAAGUUAAUGGGAAUGUUGGGGGUGGUGGUAAAGGAGAGAUUAAUAAAACUCCGGUAAUGCUUGUUGGUGCGCCGAAUUGGCAAGAAUGUAGCGCACUUGCUAAGGUUGCUGUUAAUUUGUCAGAAUGGUCUGAUGUUGGUCAGGGUCUUGAUUGCGAAGUGAAUCCUUGUGCUCUGCGAGAGAAUCUUCCUCGACCGAUGGGUCAUUUUUAUGUGAUUUCUGGAUUUUUCGUGGUGUAUAGGUUUUUCAACUUGACUUCUGAGGCUACUAUUGAUGAUGUGUUGGAAAAGGGUAGGGAGUUUUGUGAAAAAAGAUGGGAUGUUGCUAAGAAAAGUGUCGCUCCGCAACCAUUCAUUGAGCAAUAUUGUUUUAGAUCACCUUAUGUUGCUUCUUUGCUGAGAGAGGGUUUGCAUAUUACUGAUAGACAUAUAACUGUUGGAUCUGGAAGUAUCACUUGGACACUUGGGGUGGCUUUGUUAGAAGCUGGGAAAUCUUAUUCGACAAGAUUUGGGCUUCGUGGUUUUGACUUGGGUCAGAUGAAGAUGAAUCCUCUGAUUCUUAUUCCCAUUUUGUUGAUUUCUCUCAUUCUUCUAUGUUGUGCUUUAUCAUGUGUCCUCAAAUGGAUGCCAAGAUUUUUUCGGCGGCAAUAUCUCCCCCUUUUCAGACAUAACGGUGUGUCCAAUGCAUCUGUUCUUAGUAUCCCGUCUCCUUUAUGGUUCAAGAGUUGGAGUCCAAUUAUUUCUGGAGAGGCAAGAAUAAAGACACCACUCAGCCCAACAAUCGCAGGGUCACAAGAUAGACCAUUUAGCCUGGGGCAUGGUCUUGGUGAUAACAGCGGUGGCAUCCAGAUGAUGGAAUCUUCCUUUUACCCAGCAGCCAGUAGUGUCUCGCAUAGUUAUUCCUCAACCAAUUUAGGGCAGAUGCAGUUCGACAGUAGUAAUAUUGGGACCUUCUGGACGCCCCACAGAAGUCAGAUGCGUCUGCAGAGUAGGAGAUCACAAUCUCGAGAAGACUUGAAUUCGUCAAUGACUGAGGCACACAUGGUGAAGGUUUAAGGCAUCAUCUUCUGGAUUUCGUGCAGGAGCCUUCCUUGUGCUUAAUAAGAUUUCCACCCAUUUCUUCAAUGUUUGUAAUUUUGGACUGCACUUAUUUAAUGGCUAGCUUUGAGUUGUUGUAGAGCAAUCAAUCGGGGCUGCCCAAAAUGAAAUUUUCCGGGCAUUGCCUGAACAUCUUGUCAUUGUACUGUCAUCAGUUAUGAUUCUUGUUCAUUUAAGGAUAUUUUGGAAAUCCAAGCUGUGUUAUUUUCUCUAAAUAUUCACCGCAAGAUGUAAAGGAUUUGUACGUGUCCCAGCAUUUCAGUUUUUGUCGUGGAGAUGACCGCAGAUGCUAAAGAAGAGCUGGGGAAAAUGUUCAAUCCCAAACUAAUUUGCUUCUCCGGAUCUAUCGUCUAAACCAAUUUCCUCCACAAGCUUCCUUGCGCAAAUGAGAGCACUCUUGUUCAAUCAUUCCUUACCACUCUCUUGUGGUGACUAAUGAUUUCUCCAUGUUUUGCCUGGACUGUACAGUUUUGCGGUGACUGUCUGUAAGCCUUCAAAGCACCCCAAGUCCAUCGAGCAUGGGAAGAUCAUCAAACUGCAAAGAUCAAUUAUUUUGUGACUGUUCCAUACCAUUUUUUGAACUUAUAAAUCGCCAUUACUUACUAUAUAGAAAGAAUCUCCCCUUGUUUCAUAAGUGAAUGAUGACUGAGAAAAACACUUGGAAAACAUAAACCAUUGAGAGAAGUUGUAACAUAAUACAAUGCUUACAUCUUAUACAUCGAAUAAUUGAAUUUAGUUACCGAUGUUA
Messenger RNA from Cicer arietinum (chickpea), 3280 nucleotides. RefSeq names its product probable apyrase 7. Gene Ontology annotation, biological process: nucleoside diphosphate catabolic process. Gene Ontology annotation, cellular component: membrane. The record is from RefSeq and is a predicted model, not a curated record. Lineage: Eukaryota; Viridiplantae; Streptophyta; Magnoliopsida; Fabales; Fabaceae. Gene Ontology annotation, molecular function: nucleoside diphosphate phosphatase activity.